Messenger RNA from Scophthalmus maximus (turbot), 3153 nucleotides. RefSeq names its product guanine nucleotide-binding protein G(q) subunit alpha. The transcript is spliced from 8 exons. Gene Ontology annotation, molecular function: G-protein beta/gamma-subunit complex binding; GTPase activity; G protein-coupled receptor binding. Gene Ontology annotation, biological process: action potential; phospholipase C-activating dopamine receptor signaling pathway; adenylate cyclase-modulating G protein-coupled receptor signaling pathway. Gene Ontology annotation, cellular component: heterotrimeric G-protein complex. Lineage: Eukaryota; Metazoa; Chordata; Actinopteri; Pleuronectiformes; Scophthalmidae. The coding region runs from base 736 to 1815 and encodes 359 amino acids. The record is from RefSeq and is a predicted model, not a curated record.
UUCCUGGUUUGUCCCUCUAAUCUGAUCUGUGUCGUUGGGUCCAUCGGCUGUGGCGGUUUCUCCAGAGGAGGCGCGUGCGCGCGCGCGUGCCCGCGCGUGUCAGCCUGUUGCUCCGAACCGUCACAUGCAUCCGCGGUUCGCUGGUUACCACCGGAAGCCUGUUCCCAUCAUGACCUAGCGGGAGCCCACCCGGUUUCCCAUCAGGGCUCAGCCCUCCGUCACAUGGUUCGACGGGAGCCUCUCAGCAGGAGGACGAGCGGGGGCCGGGACAGACGAAGGAGGACGAGCCGCGAGCUGCACCCUCUCUCCCUGCCCGCCGCCUGGUUUGUCGUGUGGGCCCAGGAGCCGCCGGCCGGACGAGGCUCCGCCGUGUCCGUCCGGACUUCUCCGGACUUCUCCGGACUUCUCCCGCCCCUCGCCGUGUUGGUGUGACAUCCUUGUGGUCGGCUGCGCGACCAUGUGAGAGACCUCCGCCAUAUUCCGCCGCGCCACGCCCGGAGCUCCGCCGCCGGGGGGGGGGAACGACUCGCUCGUACAAGUUUGUUGUGCAAAAGUUCAUUUCCUCUUCUCGGGAGGGGAUCGGGGCCCGAAGAAGCGAACGGCCGUGAGAAAAGGAAGAAAAGAAAGAACCGCACACCACUUUACUUCCUUAAACUGCGAGUCGCCCGAGCCACAGGAGGGGACGGGGGGAGACGGACAGUUGGUUUUAUUUCUGUGACGCGCUCUGCAGGAGCGAUGAUCCUGGGCUCCGCGGGAGCCUGCUGCCUCAGCCCGGAGGCCAAGGAGGCCCGCAGGAUCAACGACGAGAUCGAGAGGCAGCUCCGCCGGGACAAGAAGGACGCGCGGCGGGAGUUCAAGCUGCUCCUGCUCGGAACUGGCGAAAGUGGGAAGAGCACUUUCAUCAAGCAGAUGAGGAUCAUCCAUGGCCGUGGAUACACUGAGGAGGACAAGAGAGGCUUCACCAGGCUGGUCUACCAGAACAUCUUCACAGCCAUGCAGGCCAUGAUCCAGGCCAUGAACUCGCUACAAAUCCCCUACAAGUACGAACACAACAAGGCCAACGCCAGUGUUGUCAGUGGCGUUGAUGUGGAGAAGGUGACAACAUUAAUAAACCCAUAUGUUGACGCCAUCAAGAGCCUGUGGAGUGACCCGGGGAUUCAGGAAUGUUACAAUCGAAAGAGGGAAUACCAGCUCUCGGACUCAGCCAAAUACUAUCUCAAUGACUUGGACCGAAUUGCUGAUACUACGUAUUUGCCAACCCAGCAGGACGUCCUGAGGGUCAGGGUGCCCACAACUGGCAUUAUAGAGUACCCCUUUGACCUGGAGAAUGUGGUGUUCAGGAUGGUGGACGUGGGUGGCCAGCGUUCGGAGAGGAGGAAGUGGAUCCACUGUUUUGAGAAAGUCACGUCGAUAAUGUUCCUGGUGGCGCUCAGCGAGUACGACCAGGUCCUCAUCGAAUCGGCCAAUGAGAAUCGAAUGGAGGAAAGCAUGGCCCUGUUCCGCACGAUCAUAACCUACAAGUGGUUCAAAGACUCCUCAGUCAUCUUGUUCCUCAACAAGAUCGAUCUACUGGAGGAGAAAAUCAUGUAUUCACAUUUGGUUGACUACUUCCCUGAAUAUGAUGGUCCCCAGCGGGACGUCAAAGCAGGGAAAGAAUUCAUCUUGGAUAUGUUUCUCAGUCUUAAUCCAUUCGAGAAAAAAAUCAUCUACUCCCACUUCACCUGUGCCACAGACACAGACAACAUUCGGUUUGUCUUCCGCGCAGUGAAGGACCACAUCUUGCAGGAAAACCUGGAAGUCUACAACCUGGUUUAAAGCGGUGGCGGGCUCCAAUCGGCUCAGUGCAGCUGGCAGUCGGCAGAGCUCUGCGGUGAUUCAGCUUGCCCCGCACUGCUCCUGAACACUAUAAUCUUAAAAACAGGAAAUUGAGAAGCUAUAGAACGUGUCGCCAAAUGACUGUUCUACUACUGAUGUAUUUCAAAUUUUCCUGUUAGGCUCUUUGAAAAUGGACGUCUCCAGCUAUAAUGAAGUGUGUCCAGAAAAUUAAAGUGCCUCCUCAGUUGAGGAUUACUGUACACACUCAAAUGUAUGGAGCUCGUUGUGAACGUUGUUGAAAAGUGACGGUACGAAAAUGCACAUUGAUCGAUUGAGAGGGUGGGGGGGAAGUAUUCCAGUGGCCUCGAAAGCCUCCGAGGACUAGUAAUGUACGAGGUCUCUCCUUCAGGGAAUCUGUGGAAGUGGAUGUAGACUUAACUGCAAUGCAGCGCCUCCCAUCACUAACCCAAGUUGGUCAUAGUUUAUUCUUUUCCUUUUUUGUUUGUUAGAAACAGUGUGAAAUACUCUAAAUGCUUAGUCUGUAACAUGACUUAGCGAGUCAAACACUAAAGACAAUUAUUUUAUUCGAGACAUUGAUUUACACACUGUUCCUUUGUGUAGCAUCGGUUGUAGCGUUAGCAUUGUAGCAUUAGCUCUCAUCGUCUCUCUGUGUGCACCUCACCUAGUUGAUCAUUUCCACAACCUCGUUGCAAACGUCACUUGACUUUGUACACUUCGCGUUAGUCUGUCAUGGCAUUGUUCAGUGUUAAACCACUUUUUUUGUGAGCACAGCAUUGGUAUUUUAAAAAAUAUAUUUAAUUUAACACAUUUCAAAGAGACAUUCACAUUCCUUUUCUAAAGAAAGUCUUUUUUUUCAAAGCUAUAGAAUAAAGAGUUCAGGGACUAUUUUUUAUUUUAAGUAGUUUUCUUGGCUGAAAAUAAUUUGCUCAAAUGGCUUUGGGUUUUUCUCCAUUGUUAAUCUGAAUGCAUGGUGUAAAUAUUGCAUGGUACAGUAUUUUCAGAGUUUUCCCCCCUCUGCUUCAAAGUCAGUGUUGAAAUGCUCACUGCGGAGGAGAGAACUGUUAUGUUAAAUAAUCUCUGAGGCAUUAAACUAGAGUACUUUUGAUGUUAAUUCAUAAACUGUUCAAGGUAUCAGAUGCAUGAAUAAAAAGCUUAUGAAAGUGUAUCCACAGCAGGUCCACAAAACCUAUUCUUGUUAAAAAUAAUUACAGUCUAAUUUGCACGCGUUCUCCGUCACUGAGAUAUCUUUGUCAAACAAGUCUUGGUGGUGUUGUUUUUUUUUAAAUCUGGAUGAAUAAACAGACAUCUUGCAGUUGA